Stomoxys calcitrans (stable fly) is the source of this 1965-nucleotide messenger RNA. RefSeq names its product mucin-2-like. The record is from RefSeq and is a predicted model, not a curated record. The transcript has a single exon. The coding region runs from base 1 to 1965 and encodes 654 amino acids. Lineage: Eukaryota; Metazoa; Arthropoda; Insecta; Diptera; Muscidae.
AUGAAAAGUUUGCCAAUGGAAGAUAUUGCCUCCAAUAUGGUGCUAAAGGAUGACGAAAUGGAGGAGAAUCAACAGCUGUUGUUAGAUGUAACACUAAGAACCAGUGAAAGACCUUUGGUUCAUACAACAGUUCAAACUUUAAUUGCAGUAAAAGAAGGAGAAGUUUCUAUGAGUUCAAAGGGGAUGGUGCCCAGUGAAGCGGAACUAAAAAAUGAAGAUGUAAAAGAAACAAAUCAUGCAUCCCCAAAAACAGAAGUUUCAACUAUUGCAGCCCCUCAGUCUGCAAAUACAGAAACCUCUACUAAAUCGGUGUCAACACAAAACAGGUCACAACCAUCAACAACCAGUAGUGGCCGAAGAUCUAGAGUAAAUGGUGUUGCUACCUCUACGCGCAGAAGAACUAAGUCCAAUUCUAGCAGAAAUAAAUCAUCUUCAAGAAGCCGAGCAAGAUUGAACUCAAGAACAACUCCUAAAUCUAAAAGCAGAGAUGAGUUUACCACAAGGAAAGAAACAACUCUAUCUGAAACUCCCAUUUUGCAGAAAAAAUUUUCAACUUUAACACCAAAAGUUCCGUUUAUAAGAAGCGAUGUUAUGGCUACAGAACCGAAAACUUCUUUAAGCGACAUCAAGCAAACAACAAACACAGAAAAUACAACUCCAACUAGCAAUGAUUUAGACAGAAAAGGAGUAGAAAAAGCUGUUUCGCCCGCUGAAGGAACAACUCAUGAAGAAGCCACAAAAGAAGAAGGAAUGUCUUCUUCAAAAUCAUCAACUUUAGUUGUUGAAGAAGCCACUGCUUUCGGAGUAAAACACAUACCCACAAAAAUAGUCAAUGCAACUCCAACCAUUUUUAGCCCAAUUUUAGAUACAGACAGAAUAUCUUCGGAAACAGUAGCAUCAGCAAUACAACAUUCAACAACAGAAAUCGCAAAGCAGAUUCAUCCAACAGAUGUCAAAACUUUUACAACAGAAACUUCCAUAACCAAAAGAGUUGUAUUAGAACAAAAUGAAGAACCUGCAAAUACAGAAGCCACAAUUACCAAAGAUCAAACAGAGGAAAAGGCCAUUACAGUUACAAAGCCCAAAGUGUUAACAGAAGAAACUUCAACUGAAUCUUCAGAUGUUGAACAAACAACUGCAUCUUCUUUUCCUAAGAAAGAAAAUUUCGCCCUAACCUUAAAACCUCAAGAAUUGUCUACAACACCAAAAACUAUGACUAAUAAGGAUACUCAAUUAACAGUCUUUAAAGAAGUUUUACCAACCCCUUCAACAGAAGAAGAAAAUGUCAACACCAAUGUUUUUGAACAGAAGUCUGAGGAAGCUAUCAACAUUCCAAAUAUUUUAUCAAAACUGGGUUUAAAUCUCUCCAUGGAUAAAGAAAAUUUAAUAAUUAAUGACAACAUCAUCUCAAGCUCCACAGAUAGUCCAUCCACACUUGGUGAAAUCACCUCAACAAUGGCAACUCUAACAAUAACAACUUCAGAACCCACGGCAGAAGUUACCACAACAAAAGAAGUUUUCCCAGAAGAAUCCAUGUUAUCAAGCUCAACUACAACAUCCACUACUUCCCCAAUUCCAACUUCUUCUGCAACUCCAACUACUACUCCAAUUCCAUUUUCUGCCACAAAAGAUUUACCUCUCAUACCAAAGAAUGAAAACUUGGAGUCAGUAACCAAAAAACCAACAGAAAAGCUACAAGUUCGACUAACACCCAUUACAGAGGAUGAAACACCAAACUCACAAGAAGAUCACCCUACAAGACUUGGUGGCGGAGGCUCUGAUGUUGAAUCUUCAAAGGACACCAGUGCCAUAGUUGAAGUUGAUACAUUCUUAACGGAGGAAGCUGCAUUGAGAGCGGCCGCAGAAGAUUUUCUCUUUGGAGAAAUAGAAAAUUUCACAAGCACAACAAAUCUCUUUGCAACACUAUCAACACUAACUUCACAAGAACUGCAUAGUUUUACGUAG